AUGGAUCCGACUUGCCAACACCCUCAGCGUCCUCCCGAAAAGGCCACGGACCCACGAAGACGGCCAACGGCAGCAGUCCAAGGAGAUCCCAGCGCCACAGGUGACACUUCGACUAUUGCAAAUGUCGAUGGUCCAUCAGACAAUCCGGGCGAGAGCUCGCCCAAACCCCGAGAUGUUCAAAUGUCCGAACCGUUACAGAGCCCGCCCUGGAAGGUGAAGGCCAUGGAGCAUUUACUGUUGGUACAGGAAGCUGGCUUCAAUUACAGCAAGCAGAAGUCCGAGAUCACUGCACUAAAGGCCGCCCGAGCUGACAAAAUCGAGAGACGCAAGCAGGCCGAGACUGGUGCAGCAAAUGUGCCAUCUGUCCUUAAGCACCUGAAACGAGAAGAGCAUACGGCAGACCAUGCCUACAGAAAGGCUGUCGAUCAGACCACUUCGCUCGUGCCUGCUGUACGCUUUCAAGCUGAGGCGAUGAUUGAACAGUUACUCGCCGGCGUGAAUGAUGCUAUUGCAAAUGCGACCACUACAGCUUCGAACAGGUCUGCCAGGGAGGACUUCAACGCGCAAUUUGAGACUCUUAAGUCUGACAUACAGAACCAGUUCCAAGGCCUCCCCGAUCACACUACAAAGAUGCAAGCCAUUCAGGAUGACAAUGCUCGACUGCGCUCUGAGAUGGAUGCCAUCAAAGCUAACGUCGCGAAGGCCAGCGGAUCUUCAUUAGCGACACGACAGCUGUGUACGAGUCAGGCCUCUGAGAUUGAGUCGCUCAAGAGAAGUCUGGCUUCGCAGUCGGAGCUUACCACGGAUCUGCGCAAGCAACUUGACAAGAUCCAAACAUCCACAGAGGCCGCCUCGGACCUCCGAGUUGAGCUGGACGCAUUCAAGAAAGAGCUACGUGAAGCCCGCCCCGUAACUGUCACACCCUCGCCCACAGAUCAGUCUACAUCGCUACCAAGCUCUUACAUUGAGACGUACAACAAUGACCAGGAAGCAAUACAGAAAGACAUGAGAUCGUUGAGAAGUACAAUGCAGACCUUGGAGGCACAGAUCAAGAGCCUUGAUGGCCGCAACGAGAAGACCUCUGCGAUGGCUUACGAAACGAACGGAACAGUCAAAAGCAUGGACACGAGAGUUAACGAUAUUAUGAAGCAAGUUAGUCGUCUAGACGCUAAAGCUACGCCUACCGCGCCGCAACAAUUUCCAUCGCCUCCAGAACGACCGCUGUCGCUUGUCGCCGCCCAGGCGGGCCCUAAGCUGGAAAUGGAAUUCCAGAAGUUCGUCACCGCAACGACCAACCGGGCAAUGGCCACCGACAAUCACCUCCAGAACCUGUCGAAUGAGUCAAAGGCCAAUGCCCACGCCAUCCGAUCACUUAGUGCGCGCUACAAUAAUAUCACGACAGAGGGUCUCUAUCAACAAAUAAUGAUUGUGCUCGCUCCGAAGCUGUCCAAGAUGGACAAAGAUCAUGCUGAAAUCAAAGCUCAGCUCGGCCAACUCAGUCAAAUUGCACAGGAACUUCCGGCCCUUGAAGAGUGGAAACGGAAACACACCGCGCGGGUGGACGCUCUGACUCUACGAGUAAAUGCUUUCGAAGAGCGCUAUGGUCCAAAUCAUACAAAGGAGAUAUCAGAUCGGAUCCGGGAAGGACUCCAGGUCGAGAUUUCACAAAUCAAGGCUGAUCUGGACACUGAGAAGCUACAGCAUCAAGCUCUGUCGACUAGGCUGAACACUGUAGCUGAAGACAGCAUCCCGCCAGUGGUGCAGCGUCUCAGGGACCUUGAGUCCGAUGUCCAGAAGAUCCACAAUGAAGUUGAAGCUCCUCUCGACACCAUUGAUAAAUUGACAACCAAGCAUGACGAGCAGCUCGAUACGAUCGAGAAGUCUUUGCAGGAAGCGACUGCCACUACGAAAGAGCUCAGCGACUCACAGCGGGAGUUGAAGGCCUCUAUACUCGAACAGAUCAAGCAGGAUUGCAUUAAAGUCAUCGAGGAUAUGAAGGCCUCCUCGUCUGAGGAACAGCCUCCGAGUCCGACCACUGAGGGGCAUGAUGGACUGCGCAAGAGCGUCAAAGACCUGACGGCAGCAGUGAUUAAAGAGAGGACGGAUCUGCGCGAGCGGAUUACUGUGCUCGAAGAUCAACUCAAAGUCGUGCAAGUCAAACCAGAAACAAGUGACCUUGGAGACAUUUUGAAGACCAUCGAGAAGAUGAACGCAACCCUGAAAACACACAGCGAUCACUUUAAAGCAAUGGAUGACGGUCUCCUCAAGAGUUUCCAGGUUGGCCGGGACGAGUCAUCUAAAGCGCCAAAGGCCGCCUCGGACCUUCCUAGUGAGGCCACCGAUGCGACAGACCCUUUCAAGUUCAAGACCGUGCCAACGGGACCUAGAGGAUCCAUUGCAUCACGUAUCUCAUCCAGCACGUCGACUCCAGUUUCAGCUCCAGCGAAAAGCUCGGGUAGCAAGACAUCCAAAGCCCGCCCGAGCCCGAAUUCGAGCAGUCCUGUGGCCUCCGCUGGGCUGAAACGACGAGCUGCAUCGCCGGCUGACAAGCGGUCACAAUCCCAGAAGCGGUCACGUGCUACGUCUAAACAGCCUUCGGCUUCUACUUCCUGGAUGCAGCCAAUAGAUCUGUCCUCCGACGAGGAACCAGCCGGCACUACAGAGCGCUCCCAAGGCAUCUCAAUUCGUGGAGCUGCUUCGGAUCGUAAUGGUCGGCGUCAGCAUUCCUCUAAGAAUCGGAGUCCUGAGAUCUGA
Molecule: messenger RNA, 2754 nt
Organism: Cyphellophora attinorum
Lineage: Eukaryota; Fungi; Ascomycota; Eurotiomycetes; Chaetothyriales; Cyphellophoraceae
Exons: 1
Coding region: 1-2754 (917 amino acids)
Source: RefSeq, a predicted model, not a curated record